Colossoma macropomum (tambaqui) is the source of this 2406-nucleotide messenger RNA. It is a transcript of the gene gpr78b, whose product is annotated as G protein-coupled receptor 78b. Gene Ontology annotation, biological process: adenylate cyclase-activating G protein-coupled receptor signaling pathway. NCBI's taxonomy places the organism in Eukaryota, Metazoa, Chordata, Actinopteri, Characiformes, Serrasalmidae. Bases 352 to 1371 code for a protein of 339 amino acids. Gene Ontology annotation, molecular function: G protein-coupled receptor activity. Gene Ontology annotation, cellular component: membrane. The record is from RefSeq and is a predicted model, not a curated record. The transcript is spliced from 3 exons.
GAGAGGCGCAGGAAGGUAGAGGAACAGUGUUUGGAGGGAGGACCUCGCUCAGCACCAACAACCUGCAACCCGCCAGCCGCAGUCUUUCAGUCAGAAAGGCGAUGAUGACACGAUAAUAGCGUCGUUGACUUUAACGAGGGAAGCGCUCGGGGAUUAACACGAGGCGUCCGCGCUUCAGCACCCUGGACAGCGCACCAGCCAAGUUGCGCCUUUCGCCACUUCUGGAGUUGAAUUCUCUCUACAGGACGAGCACAGCGGCGGACCUUAAUGAGGAACCAUGCGCGUGCCAACGUGUUCUCCAUCCCCUGGCGUAGACUGCGUAGCCCAACGGGACUUCUUCUGAAGUGAGAAAUGGACUUGGCAGAAACUCUGCUUGCGCUGUUCAUCGUCGUGGUCGCGAUCGUCUCUUUGCUGUCCAACUUGCUGGUGCUGCUAUGCUUCGUCCACAGCAGCGAGAUCCGCAAACAGGUGCCGGGCAUUUUCACCAUGAACCUGUCCUUCUGCAACAUCCUGAUCGCCACGCUCAAUAUGCCGUCCACUCUGGUGGGCAUCGUGAAGAACCAGCAGCCUUUCGGGGAUCGCCUGUGCCGCGCGGUCAGCUUUCUCGAGACUUUUCUGACCGCCAACACCAUGCUGAGCAUGGCAGCGCUGAGCAUCGACCGCUGGGUCGCGGUGGUCUUCCCACUCAGCUACUCUAGUAAGAUGCGCUACCGGGACGCGCUCGUGCUCGUGUGCUACUCGUGGCUCCACUCUCUCACCUUCUCGCUGGUGGCGCUGCUCUUCUCCUGGGUGGACUACAGCCAGGUCUACGCCUCGUGCACGCUGAAGCUGACCGAGGAGAGCGCGCGCACCAAGUUCGCCGUCUUCACCGUCGUCUUUCACGCCACCAGCUUCAUGCUGUCGCUGCUCAUUUUGUGCGUCACCUACUUGAAGGUGCUGAAAGUUGCACGCUUCCACUGCAAGAGGAUCGACAUCAUAACCAUGCAGACCCUCUUCUUGCUGGUAGACAUACACCCAAGUGUUAAGCAACGCUGCCUCGCCGAACAGAAGAGGAGGAAACAGCGCGCGACCAAGAAAAUCAGCAUUUUUAUUGGAUCGUUUAUCAUCUGUUUCGCCCCGUAUGUCAUAACCAGGCUGACGGAGCUUCUUCCCUUUGUGGAUAUCAAUCGGUACUGGGGCAUUGUCAGCAAAUGCUUAACCUACAGCAAGGCUGCUUCGGAUCCCUUUGCGUAUUCUCUUUUGCGCCAACAGUACAAAAAAGUCCUGGUAACAGUGGCCAACCGGCUACUGAAACGAGACUUAUAUCCUUCCUCUGGACAUAACAGUUCGCUGGACACAGAAAAUGACUAUUCUCUCCAAAGAAUCAGCUAAUGGCAGCUGUAGACACAGGAAAAUCCCAUUGCCUUGAUGUCAAAAGAGGAAGAUACAGAGACAGAGAGAGAGAGAGAGAGAAAAGGAGACAGUUAUGAUGACGAUCACCCAGAUACAGCUGGUGAUGAUGACAUGAUGUACACAUGGCCAUAUGCAGUACAGAUUGCAGUGGUAAACAUGGACAGUAGCAAAGGAUACGUGACUAAUUGGCCAUGUACUUCUUUUGUGCACAACCAACACACACACACACACAUGCACAAACAAGAUCACACACACACACACACACACACACACAAACAAGAUCACAUACACAGAUCAGAGACAUCAGAACAGGAUAACAAGCUCGCCAGAUGCCGCCAUCCCUUGCAGAGUGAGAUAAGCUCUUUUCCAAGAUGAUAUUUUAGUAGAAGCUCUAAUAUGAAAGUGGAAUUUUGGAAAACUACCUUGAACCAAAGCCAUCAGUGCACAUAAUGUGGCAAAUGGCAUCAGUGGACCUCUUUAAAUGGAAAAAAGUGUUAUUUUCCAUUGAUGUUUCUACUUGUAGACAGCCUAGUUAUUUUAUUUGUUAUAAAAGUGGACCUCAUCGUUAAACUACUCGUGAAUUCAUUGUGAAUUCACUCAUUCACAAGCCUAUCAGUCACUGGACAAUACUGCACUUUGUUCUAAGUUGAUAUUUGCUAUUAGUUUCAAAAUCAGCCAAAGUUGACUAUCACGCUGUAGUACAGUAUCUAUGAUUUGUUGUAACUGAAUGUACUAGAUUCUUGUUACAGCAGCACAUUGUGCACGCAAGUCGUGUUUCUAGAGGUUUUGAUGUGACUACUUUGCACAGUAUAAGAAAUUUAUAGUGUACAAAAAUUUGUUUUAAUCAGUGAGGCAGGUGUGUGACGUGAGGAGUGAUUAACCAAUGAAGUGAGUAAUGAAGUGCUUUAAACUGUAUUUGUGCCAGAUUUGUUGAAAAUGUACUGUUUUUGUGAACAUGGUGCAAUAAAUUAGAAGACAUAUUAUCAAGUCAUUAAAGCUAAGCUAAUAUUUUUA